AUGCGGAACGUCACAUUAAUUUUCAUAACAGUUAUUGUGGUUCUGUACUUUUCAGAGAAUGUAAUUGGUGCGACAGGAUGCAAGGGUAAACCUCGGUCUCCAAAGUGUAUUGGGACACCUGAUGGUGGUAAUAACCGCAGAAGAAAGUGCAAAGAUUCGGCUAAUAAGGAUAUGUGGAAUUAUAAUGCAGUGACUAGAAAUUGCACUAAACUGAACUACCUUGGAUGUGGCGGUAAUGAUAAUCGUUGGUGCACAAAAGUAUUAUGCGAGACCUGCCGACCAAGAUUAUAA
Molecule: messenger RNA, 291 nt
Organism: Drosophila subpulchrella
Lineage: Eukaryota; Metazoa; Arthropoda; Insecta; Diptera; Drosophilidae
Product: kunitz-type serine protease inhibitor homolog beta-bungarotoxin B5-B chain-like
Exons: 2
Coding region: 1-291 (96 amino acids)
Molecular function (GO): serine-type endopeptidase inhibitor activity
Source: RefSeq, a predicted model, not a curated record